This is a messenger RNA of Seminavis robusta, 936 nucleotides long. The record is from the annotation of a GenBank genome assembly. NCBI's taxonomy places the organism in Eukaryota, Bacillariophyta, Bacillariophyceae, Naviculales, Naviculaceae.
AUGCCCUCCAGAGCUUAUCAACCAGCAGCCCCCGAUUCGGUCGGGAUGGCCGAUGCUCUGGAUCACGAUGAAGUCUUUGAUCAUACGCCUGCGCCUCAAGCCGCGUCCUCGGCAGUUCCCGCUCCUGUCAAUGCCGGCCCCAUGAUUCGUGAUCAAGUGGCAUUGAAACCAUUCUCUCCUUCGUUUGGGGCUCCCAAACAGAUCAAACCCAAGGCGCCUUUUAUGUCGUAUCCAACCACCACUUCGGUAGGUGGAAUGGGAUUGCCGACGGACCCGAAACAGGUCCAGGAACAAAAGGCCAAACUGCACAAUAUGGGCGUCACGUACCAACCCAACGUAGCCGCUCCCAAGCACCCUGAACCCAAACAAACCACCAUUGGCGAUGCACCACCCGCCAUGAGUACCAUGCUCAACAAUAUUCCCGCCUUUGCACAAGAAGUCUAUGGCGAUGCGGCACCCAAUCGACAAUUACCAGAACCCUUAAUGAAUCAUCCUCGAAAUCAGCAGCAACAAAGCGCAGCUCCACCACCCAUUCAAAAAGUGGCAGCGCCACCACCGCCCAUGGGGAGAGUGGCAGCGGCUCCACCACCAGCGCCUGUAGCAGCUCGUGCUCCUGUAGUAGCACCCGCCCCAGCUCCUCCUGUGGUUCAUAGACAAGCAGCACCCGCUCAACCAGCUUCCAAACCAGCCCCAGCCCCACAACAACAACAAACCGAGGACACUUCGGCCGCCAUUCCCAAAAAUGCCAAAAAGGUAGUCACGACGACCACCACCACUACCAAAAUUGUAGAUGGCAAAGAGGUGACCGAAACACAUGUGCAUCACUCGGUGGUGGUCAAGAAAAAGGGAUUUGGAAUGCCAAAAUUCUUGAAAAAUUUGGGAGGAGCCAAAGAAAAAAAGACCACCACCACGACCACCACCACCACAGAGGAGUAA